UAUGGUGUUGUUCUCUAAAAUUGGCAUUGUCGGUGCUGGCAUAAGCGGUAUUUCCGCGGCUAAACAGCUGGCCAAACACCACCCAGUGGUGUUUGAGGCUACCGACUGCCUUGGAGGGGUCUGGAAACAUUCUUCUUUCAAGUCCACUAAGCUUCAGACCCCUCGUUGUGACUAUGAGUUUUCGGAUUAUCCUUGGCCUAAUAGGGAUAAUUCCAGUUUUCCAUCUAAUUUAGAGAUAUUGGAAUACUUAUAUUCUUAUGCUACCUACUUUGAUUUGCUCAAGUUUGUCAAUUUCAACUCAAAGGUGGUAGAAAUCCGGUUUGUUGGUGAUCGUGAAACCGCCGAUCUUGGUGGUAAACCGGGGGAAUAUGCAACUUUGCUGGCCGGCCAGCCGGCAUGGGAGGUUGCUGUCCUGGACAAUCAAUCUGAGACCAUUCAGUGGUAUGCCUUUGAAUUUCUUGUGGUUUGCACUGGGAAGUAUGGUGACAUACCAAAAAUACCAGCUUUUCCCCACAACAGAGGUCCUGAAAUAUUUCAAGGACAGGUUCUGCAUACUCUUGAUUACAGCAAACUCAACGAAGAGGAAGCUACACAACUAUUCAGAGGAAAGAAGGUUGUAGUCGUUGGCUACAAGAAAUCAGCUAUCGAUUUAGCUGUUGAAUCCGCAGAAGCAAACCAAGGGUUGGAUGUUCAACCUUGUACUAUGGUGAUAAGGACCCUGCAUUGGACUGUACCACAUUACUCGAUUUGGGGGUUGCCAUUUUAUUUGUUCUAUUCAACAAGAUUUUCUCAGUUCCUCCAUGAAAGACCAAACCAAGGCUUCCUCAGGACCCUCCUUUGCCACCUAUUGUCUCCUGCAAAAAGAGCUAUGUCAAAGAUUAUUGAGUCCUAUUUGGUGUGGAAGCUUCCAUUGGAGAAGUAUGGAUUGAAACCAGAUCACCCAUUUGAGGAAGAUUAUGCUUCUUGUCAAAUGGCUAUCUUGCCGGAAAAUUUCUUCGAUGAGGCUGACAAGGGAAACAUUGCAUUCAAAAGAGCAUCAAAAUGGUGGUUCUGGGAAGGAGGGGUUGAAUUUGAAGACAACACUAGGUUGGAGGCUGAUGUGGUGGUUCUUGCAACUGGAUAUGACGGGAAGAAAAAGCUCAAAUCUAUAUUACCCGAGCCUUUUCGUAGCUUGAUAGAAUUUCCUUCUGGUAUGAUGCCCUUGUACAGGGGCACAAUCCAUCCCUUAGUUCCGAACAUGGCGUUUGUGGGUUACAUUGAGAGUGUUUCAAACCUGCAUUCUGGAGAGCUGCGGUGCAAAUGGCUAGCUGAACUUGUGGACGAUCAAUUCAAGCUUCCAAAUGUGGAGAGGAUGCUUGAACAGACAACCAAAGAGAUGGAGAUCAUGAAGAGGACAACCAGGUUUUACAAGAGGCACUGCAUUUCUACCUUCAGUAUCAACCACAGCGACGAAAUCUGUGAAGAGAUGGGAUGGACAUCUUGGAGGAAGAAGAACUGGUUCGCGGAAGCAUUUAGCCCUUACAGUAGUCAAGAUUAUGAACAAGAAAAAUGAAACAAUGAUACUAAAUCUAUGCUUUUGUCCCUAGAGAGAAAUCUUUUGUCAUAAAAAUAAAAGAGAGUAAUUCUUAUAGGAAUAAAAUUAAGCCCUAUUAAGUGCAAAGGAGUGUA
Messenger RNA from Cornus florida, 1668 nucleotides. RefSeq names its product probable flavin-containing monooxygenase 1. Gene Ontology annotation, molecular function: NADP binding; flavin adenine dinucleotide binding; N,N-dimethylaniline monooxygenase activity. Bases 2 to 1552 code for a protein of 516 amino acids. The record is from RefSeq and is a predicted model, not a curated record. NCBI's taxonomy places the organism in Eukaryota, Viridiplantae, Streptophyta, Magnoliopsida, Cornales, Cornaceae. The transcript has 5 exons.